CACGACCACCCCCCCCCCAAACCGGAGCCGCCGGUCCCCUCGAGUUCAGAAAUUCUGCAAUCCCCGGGAGGGGAGCAGAGCUCCAGGGUCUCUGGGCCGCCACCCCAGGCUUAGGAUGGCCACCGUUCACGGGAGACCAGACACAGCUGCCUCUGAUUCAGCGUCCCCAGCCUGGGGCCCGGACACCAGGUAGCCAGUUGAGUUGCGGGGAUCCACCCUCUGCCCGUGAGGGGGCCAUGGCAGGGGCCUCUGUGAAGGUGGCCGUCCGGGUCCGCCCGUUCAAUGCCCGCGAGACCAGCCGCGAUGCCAAGUGUGUGGUCAGCAUGCAGGGGACUACCACCUCCAUCACCAACCCCAAGCAGAACAAGGACUCCCCAAAGAGCUUCACGUUCGACCACAGUUACUGGUCCCACACGUCGGCCGAAGACCCCCAGUUUGCCUCCCAGCGCCAAGUGUACCAAGACAUCGGGGAGGAGAUGCUGGUCCACGCCUUUGAGGGCUAUAACGUCUGCAUCUUCGCCUACGGGCAGACUGGGUCUGGCAAGUCCUACACCAUGAUGGGGCGGCAGGAGCCCGGGCAGCAGGGCAUCGUGCCCCAGCUCUGCGAAGACCUCUUCUCCCGCGUCAGUGAGAACCAGGGCGCCCAGCUCUCCUUCUCCGUCGAGGUGAGCUACAUGGAGAUCUACUGCGAGCGUGUCCGGGACCUGCUAAACCCCAAGAGCCGGGGGGCCCUGCGGGUCCGGGAGCAUCCGAUCCUGGGGCCGUACGUGCAGGACCUGUCCAAGCUGGCCGUCACCUCCUACGCUGACAUCGCCGACCUCAUGGACUGCGGCAACAAGGCCCGGACGGUGGCGGCCACCAACAUGAAUGAGACCAGUAGCCGUUCGCACGCCGUCUUCACCAUCGUGUUUACCCAGCGAUGCCAUGACCAGCUCUCGGGGCUCGACACGGAGAAGGUCAGCAAGAUCAGCCUGGUGGAUCUGGCUGGGAGCGAGCGAGCUGAUUCCACGGGGGCCAAGGGGACGCGGCUGAAGGAAGGUGCCAACAUCAACAAGUCCCUGACCACGCUGGGGAAGGUGAUCUCGGCUCUGGCAGAGAUGCAAUCCAAAAAGCGCAAGUCGGACUUCAUCCCGUACAGAGACUCGGUGCUGACAUGGCUGCUGAAGGAGAAUCUGGGGGGCAACUCACGCACGGCGAUGAUCGCGGCCCUGAGCCCAGCCGACAUCAACUACGAGGAGACCCUGAGCACUCUCAGGUACGCCGAUCGCGCCAAGCAGAUCCGCUGCAAUGCCGUCAUCAACGAGGACCCCAACGCCAGGCUGAUCCGGGAGCUGCAAGAGGAGGUGGCUCGUCUGCGGGAGCUGCUGUUCGCCCAGGGGCUGUCGGCCUCCGCCCUCGGGGGGCUGAAGCUGGAGGAUGGGCACUGUGGGACCCCACUGCCGCCCCUCUCCCCACCUGCCGCCUCCCCGGAGCCCGGCCUGAGCCCCCCUGGCCAGAACGGUGAGCUGGAACCUCCCUACUCCCCAAGUCCCGAACCCCAGAUUGGGCCCGAGGAGGCCAUGGAGCGGCUGCAGGAGACGGAGAAGAUCAUCGCGGAACUGAAUGAGACGUGGGAGGAGAAACUGCGCAAGACGGAGGCCUUGCGGAUGGAGAGAGAAGCGCUGCUGGCGGAGAUGGGGGUGGCCGUGCGGGAAGACGGCGGCACCGUUGGGGUCUUCUCCCCCAGGAAGACUCCGCACCUGGUCAACCUCAACGAAGACCCCCUGAUGUCCGAGUGUCUCCUCUACCACAUCAAGGACGGGGUGACUAGGGUCGGGCAGGUGGACGUCGACAUCAAGCUGACGGGACAGUUUAUCCGGGAACAGCACUGCCUGUUUCGGAGCCUGACCCAGCCGGAUGGAGAAGUGGUGGUCACGCUGGAGCCUUGGGAAGGAGCGGAGACCUACGUCAACGGGAACCCGGUGACUCAGCCCCUGGUGCUGAGAUCAGGGAACCGGAUCGUCCUGGGGAAGAACCACGUGUUCCGCUUUAACCACCCGGAGCAGGCGCGUCUGGAGCGGGAGCGGGGGGCCCCACCUCCCCCGGGGCCGCCCCCCGAGCCCGUCGACUGGAACUUCGCCCAGAAGGAGCUGCUGGAGCAGCAGGGGAUCGACAUCAAGUUGGAGAUGGAGAAGAGGUUGCAGGAUCUGGAGAACCAGUACCGGAAGGAGAAGGAGGAGGCCGACCUCCUCCUGGAGCAACAGAGGCUGUACGCGGACUCGGACAGCGGCGACGACUCGGACAAGCGGUCGUGCGAGGAGAGCUGGCGGCUGAUCUCGUCGCUGCGCGAGCAGCUGCCCCCGACGACGGUGCAGUCCAUCGUCAAGCGGUGCGGCCUGCCCAGCAGCGGCAAGCGCCGGGCCCCGCGCCGCGUCGUCUACCAGAUCCCCCAGCGCCGCCGCCUGCAGGGCAAGGACCCGCGCUGGGCCACGCUGGCCGACCUGAAGAUGCAGGCCGUCAAGGAGAUCUGCUACGAGGUGGCCCUGGCCGACUUCCGCCACGGCCGGGCCGAGAUCGAGGCCCUGGCGGCCCUCAAGAUGCGGGAGCUCUGCCGCACCUACGGCAAGGCCGAGGGGCCCGGGGACUCGUGGCGGGCCGUGGCCCGGGACGUUUGGGACACGGUCGGGGAGGAGGACGGGGAGGAGGGGGCCGGGGGCGGGGCCCGCGGGGGGGCCGGCGAGGUGGAGGACCUGCGCGCCCACAUCGACAAGCUGACGGGCAUCCUGCAGGAGGUCAAGCUGCAGAACAGCACUAAGGACCGUGAGAUCCGCGCCCUCCGGGACCGCAUGCUGAGGAUGGAGCGGGUGGUCCCCCUGGUGCAGGAUGACGAGGAUGGGGAGGAAGACGGAGAGAUGGGGGUGUGGGGCGCCCCCGAGGAAGAGGGGGAGGGCGGCCUGGCGGAGGAGGCUCCCGGGGCGCGCCGGGAGCCCCCAUCCCCGUCCCCGCCGCCCCCGGCCCCGGCCAGCAGCUGGGAGCGCCUGUCACGGCUGAUGGAAGAAGAUCCUGCUUUCCGCCGAGGCCGCCUGCGUUGGCUGAAACAGGAGCAGCAGCGGCUGCAGGCCGGCCUCCAGGGCCCCGGGCCCCGCGGAGGGCUCCGGCGACCCCCGGCCCGCUUCGUCCCGCCGCACGACUGCAAGCUCCGCUUCCCCUUCAAGAGCAACCCUCAACACCGGGAGUCCUGGCCCGCUGCCGGGGGGCCGGAGCCGGGGUUGGGGGCCGACCCCGACCCCCCAGCCCCGGCCCCGGUCCAGGCCCCCGCCACCACCCGCCGGCCACCCAGCCCGCGCCGCCCGCACCGGCCCCGCCGCAACUCGCUGGACGGAGGAGGCCGCGCCAGGCGGGGCGGCGGGGAAGGCCCCGGCCCAGCCCGCGCCCCUAGUCCCGGCCGGGCCGAACCCCGGAAACACCCCCAUCCCCACCCCCAGGCGCCCCGCUACCCACCCUACACUACACCACCCCGCAUGCGGCGCCAGCGGUCCGCCCCCGACCUCAAGGACCGGGGCAACGCCGCCCUGUGAACCACCUCGAGGGGCGGCGGCAGGAUGAUGGUGGUGAUGAUGAUGAUGAUGAUGAUGAUGAUGAGAACGUGGGGCCGGGGUCCCCACGGGCCCGGGCCGGGACAGGCACGGGGAAGCCAGGAGAAGGUCAGAGCAGGUCGCGGGCGGGGUCACAGGACACGAGGAGCGGAGCCAGCGCAGAGAGAGACACGGGCCGGGGCUGCAGGAAGCGAACCAAAGUGUGGGGGGC
Messenger RNA from Tachyglossus aculeatus (Australian echidna), 3786 nucleotides. It is a transcript of the gene KIF1C, whose product is annotated as kinesin family member 1C. Gene Ontology annotation, biological process: microtubule-based movement; cytoskeleton-dependent intracellular transport; vesicle-mediated transport. The transcript has 23 exons. Gene Ontology annotation, molecular function: ATP binding; plus-end-directed microtubule motor activity; microtubule binding. NCBI's taxonomy places the organism in Eukaryota, Metazoa, Chordata, Mammalia, Monotremata, Tachyglossidae. The coding region runs from base 237 to 3557 and encodes 1106 amino acids. Gene Ontology annotation, cellular component: microtubule; kinesin complex; axon. The record is from RefSeq and is a predicted model, not a curated record.